This is a messenger RNA of Euleptes europaea (tarantolino), 1863 nucleotides long. It is a transcript of the gene INTS11, whose product is annotated as integrator complex subunit 11. Lineage: Eukaryota; Metazoa; Chordata; Lepidosauria; Squamata; Sphaerodactylidae. Gene Ontology annotation, cellular component: nucleus. The coding region runs from base 49 to 1851 and encodes 600 amino acids. Gene Ontology annotation, biological process: snRNA processing. The record is from RefSeq and is a predicted model, not a curated record. The transcript is spliced from 18 exons.
UUCUGCAACAGCCUUCCUCGCAGUUGGAAUUCUGAGGCAGAAAUAAUCAUGCCUGAGAUAAAAGUCACUCCCUUGGGAGCAGGCCAAGAUGUGGGCCGCAGCUGCAUUUUGGUGUCCAUUGCAGGAAAGAACAUCAUGCUGGACUGCGGGAUGCACAUGGGUUAUAACGAUGACAGGCGGUUUCCUGACUUCUCGUAUAUCACUCAGAAUGGAAGGCUGACCGACUUCCUGGACUGUGUAAUCAUCAGUCACUUUCAUCUGGACCAUUGUGGGGCCCUGCCGUAUUUCAGCGAGAUGGUCGGCUACGACGGGCCCAUUUACAUGACCCACCCGACCAAGGCCAUCUGCCCCAUCCUGCUAGAGGACUACAGGAAAAUCACUGUGGACAAGAAAGGAGAGACGAACUUCUUCACUUCUCAGAUGAUCAAGGACUGUAUGAAGAAAGUGGUGGCUGUCCAUCUUCAUCAGACAGUCCAGGUGGACGACGAGCUGGAGAUCAAGGCAUACUACGCGGGGCACGUUCUCGGGGCGGCCAUGUUCCAGAUCAAAGUGGGCAGCGAGUCGGUGGUUUAUACGGGUGACUAUAACAUGACUCCAGACCGACACUUGGGAGCUGCCUGGAUCGAUAAAUGCCGUCCCGACCUUCUCAUUUCCGAGUCCACCUACGCCACGACCAUCAGAGAUUCCAAGCGCUGCCGAGAGCGGGACUUCUUGAAGAAGGUCCACGAAACCGUUGAGCGAGGAGGAAAAGUGCUGAUUCCGGUGUUUGCUUUGGGCCGUGCUCAGGAGCUCUGCAUCUUACUGGAGACCUUCUGGGAACGCAUGAACUUGAAAGCUCCCAUCUACUUCUCGACGGGGUUGACUGAGAAGGCCAAUCACUAUUACAAGCUCUUCAUCACAUGGACCAACCAGAAGAUCCGGAAGACCUUUGUCCAAAGAAACAUGUUUGAGUUCAAACACAUCAAGGCCUUUGACCAGGCCUUUGCUGACAACCCGGGACCGAUGGUUGUCUUUGCCACCCCGGGGAUGCUUCACGCAGGACAGUCCCUACAUAUCUUCAAGAAAUGGGCCGGAAAUGAGAAGAACAUGGUGAUCAUGCCCGGAUACUGCGUGCAAGGGACGGUGGGCCACAAAAUUCUGGGUGGACAACGCAAGUUGGAAAUGGAGGGGAGACAGAGUCUAGAAGUGAAGUUGCAGGUGGAGUACAUGUCCUUCAGCGCCCACGCAGAUGCCAAAGGCAUCAUGCAGCUCAUCCGCCAGGCCGAGCCGCGCAAUGUCCUCUUAGUCCACGGCGAGGCAAAGAAGAUGGAGUUCCUGAAGCAGAAGAUCGAGCAGGAGUUCCACAUCAACUGCCACAUGCCUGCAAACGGAGAGACGGUGACCGUUUUCACCAGCCCCAACAUCCCGGUGGACGUUUCCCUUGGGCUUCUGAAGCGAGAACUCGCGAUCGGUCCCUUGCCGGAUUCCAAGAAGCCCAAACUCAUGCACGGCACGCUGAUCAUAAAGGACAAUAGCUUCCGCCUGGUCUCUCCGGAGCAAGCCCUCAAGGAGCUGGGGCUGGGGGAACACCAGUUGCGCUUCACCUGCCGCAUCCACUUCCAGGACCCCCGCAAGGAGCAUGAGACGGGGCUGCGCGUCUACAACCACCUGAAGAGCAUCCUGAAGGACUAUUCCGUACAGCACCUCUCUGACACUUCGAUAAUGGUGGAGUCCAUCCUGAUCCAGGUGACGGUCCAGUCGGAGGACCCGGCCACCAAACUCCUGCUGGUCUCGUGGACGUACCAGGAAGAAGAGAUGGGAAGCUACGUGACUUCUUUGCUGAAGAAGGCCCUGCCCCAAAUCACAGCGUGACCCGCCCUUCUG